This is a messenger RNA of Megalobrama amblycephala (Wuchang bream), 2374 nucleotides long. It is a transcript of the gene nrbf2b, whose product is annotated as nuclear receptor binding factor 2b. NCBI's taxonomy places the organism in Eukaryota, Metazoa, Chordata, Actinopteri, Cypriniformes, Xenocyprididae. Gene Ontology annotation, biological process: autophagy. The record is from RefSeq and is a predicted model, not a curated record.
CACGACACGCACCUCAUUGUAAUGUGACGCGGCGGUGACGUCGCGGAGGGGGAAGUUGUUGUUUUUGCUCGUCUAUUGUAGCAGUGGAUCAGUAACCGGUGAAACCAGAGUCUCUGGUCCCGGAAUAAACACAAUAAUGUGCCAAUGAGUCUCUCGUGUAGUUGAGGCUGUAGUCGAUGAAGGAAUGGAGGUGCUGGACAGUCCUCUCAAUCUCGCCCAUCAACAAUGCAGGAAAGCAGACCGCUUGCUGGCUGCUGGGAAGUUUGAAGAUGCCAUCUCCUGCCACAGGAAAGCUGCAGAACUUCUCAAGGAGGCCAUGAAGCUCACUGAGUGUGAACAGGCUCGGUUGUCCCUGGAGCUUCAGAGGGAAAGUCACAUCAAGCAGCAGAGGCUGAUCGAGGAGCGAUGGAAGCGAGCUAAGCGAGAGACAAGCCCAGAACGCUCCAGCACGCCCCCGCCUCAGACCAGACGCCACGCCGCUAUACAGCCUGCCGGAACGGCCGCAGACAUCUCCCAACCCUCCGAACGCGAGUACGACACCUGGCUGUACCUCCUGAAGAACAAAGGCACCGUCCCAGAGCCCUGCACAGGCAGUAAGGCCCAGAAAGACGACAAAACCCGGCUGGAAGAGCAGCAGACCACCAUCGAUGACCUGCGCAAACUCGUGGACCGCCUGGUGUCUGAUAACGAGCGGCUGAAACAGGAGAACGAGCGGUUGCGGGCGGAGAACGUGCGGCUGAAGAAGGAGCACUACGCCGACGCUGACUUCGUGGAGAAGUCGGAGCUAUGGGUGCUUCCACAGCCGGCCGAGGAGCGCAAGGCGAAGGACAUUCCCAUCCCACAGCUCCCUCCGCUGGAGAUGCCCACUCAGGAGAUCCCUCUGGAAGACCUGCCCGGUCUGGAACUUCCUGAGGACAUCCAGCAGGAACUGCAGGAGCUGCUGGACGGCGAGAAGCUGUGACCGCUCGCGCUCAAAACACGCACCAAAGGGAGACUUCGAUCGCCAUCGAGUGCCAGCGAACGCGCGGCGCUUCGGUGGCGUAAAUGAUGGUUCACGCAGCCGUCAGUAGGUUUGGUUCACAACUUUUCUCAGUGGCGCCCGUAGCGAUUGGCUAUACGAAGAAAGAAAACAACUCUUUUUGAAGUACGUGUGCCUUUUUGAACAUUUCUAACGCGUUUUUUUGUUACGACGUACGAGUGAGAAGGGAUAUUGGAGACAAACAGAUUCUGUCGGACAUUGUUAUCAGACUUUUUAUCAGCAAAAUCCCACUUUGAAUUGAACUAUUUCCUACACAGACACUGUGAACUACAUCCAUAAUGUGUGUGUGUGUGUGUGUGUGUGUGUGUGUGAGGGUUUUGUGCAGUACCUGUCGAUUAGCACAUCGAUGUUGGUGUUCAUGCAGUUUCAGUCUAUCAACAGCGCAGAUUUAGGGCAUAGAGGAAGCCAAGAGGCAUCAAUGCAAUUAGUUAUGCAUUCUGUUUCCGCACACAGAUAACCAGCUUGCAGCACUUGUUUUGCCUUAUUGCAGAAGUCCUGUAGACUAGUACGAAGUCAUGAUGUCAUCUCUGCCAGAUCGCCACCCUGGACGAUUUGUAGCAACACCGAAAACAGCCGUGCUAAUAACCUUGGAUUAUUUCUAUAGAGUAAGGGACUUUUGGGACUGAAACUAUUGCAUUCAGAACUAUAAGCAAUAAUCAUGUCGAGUGCUACAGUAUCACUUCUUUGUUUGUCAUCUCUACUAUUUCCUGCUCAGCUGUGUCAUUCUUCAGACCCAAUGCCAACAGCAUAGGAAUGGCGUUGUCCACAUCAGGACCUGUGUGAACUCUGGAUGAACUGAGGAUGUUGUCUUUAGUUCUUUUGAAGCUUCAUUUUGUAUUGUACUCAUCAAUCAAGGAUCGUCUGGAUCACGAUGCUAAUAUUUUCAGGUAACUGAUUGCACAAUCAUACAUUGUCUAACAAUAAACCAGGUUCACUCCUCACACUAAUCAAAAGCGUACCAACAUGUGCCAGACGCGCCUGGGAAGAGAUGAAUUUAUGGCUCGUAUUUGUGUCAUGAAGAGGGAACCAAAUCCACAUUUUGCUCUUUUUAUUAUUAUUAUUAUUAUUAUUAUUAUUUUUUUAAAUUCAAUGUUUAAUUACUGGUUUACCACAGUAAUCAGGGUGCAUCAGAUUGUUUUGUUAUUUUGCAUUUUGUUUUAUGAUGUAAAAAUCAAUGAAAAUCAUAUGACGAAAGUGUUUUGAUGCAUGAAUGGCUGUUUUACAGUAGCUGUACGUACAUGAUUAAGAUAUUGAAAACAAGAAUUUAUGUAUAAUUCUUUUGUGAGUUUACUUGUUCUGACAAGCAUUAAAGAUUUUAACAAGUGGAAGCAUAAA